AUAGGCAAACAUAUGGAAUAAAUUCUUCAACCAAGUAACCAUUUGCUCUCUGUAGUAUAUUGUUUAAAUUUGAAAAAUUACUCUUGUGUUGUGCCGUUUUGGUUAAGCUUGAAAUUAAAUAUGAUUCCAGGACCAAAAUACGUUUUGCAAACAUUGGUUGGUUUUGAAAAUCAUGAUCCGACUAAGUACAGGGAGCCGGCUUAUUCUAUCGCAGGUCGUCAUAAUAAAAAACAAAAUACAAAUUUGUUACCGGGGCCCAAAUAUAUGACAUGCAAUAUGACAAGAAAUGGACCUUAUUCUAAUCAAUCAGUGAUCGUAAUUCCAAGGAGGACAUCAGUUGGAAAGAGGGUGGGCCCUGGUCCGGAUAAGUACCUAGUGGACAAAUUGCCGAAUGCAAAAUCAUCGCCGACUUGGUAUUUUACAUCUGGCCGGGAGAAAAAAAUGAGGCAUUUAAUACCAGGGCCUAAGUACAUGAUUGAAUCGACCAUUGCCAACAAUGUACCAUAUUUUCCAUCUGCGCCAAAAUGGGUCAUGGGGGUGAGACCAACGACAGCUUUGGGCGCAACAGUCAAAGGAUCUCCGGGCCCUGCACGUUACAAUGCACAAAAUUUAGAUUACGUUAAGAAAAAGGCUCCUGAGGCUUUGCUAUUAGGAAGACGGGAAAGGUUGAAUAAAAAUGAGAUCAAACCUGGGCCUGAUAAGUACAAGCCGGACAACAAUGUAAUAUUGAAGACUUGUCCAGCUUGGGUUUUCGGAUUGAAACACUCCCAAAAGAAAGCCUUAGUUCGAACGCCACAGGACGUUAAGGCAAAUAUAAACUGUGUGUUGUGAAAUAAAAUUAUAAAACCCAACAAAAAGUUCCUUUUUUCCUUCA
Cimex lectularius (bed bug) is the source of this 874-nucleotide messenger RNA. RefSeq names its product outer dense fiber protein 3-like. NCBI's taxonomy places the organism in Eukaryota, Metazoa, Arthropoda, Insecta, Hemiptera, Cimicidae. The record is from RefSeq and is a predicted model, not a curated record. Bases 121 to 831 code for a protein of 236 amino acids. The transcript has 5 exons.